This is a messenger RNA of Pseudo-nitzschia multistriata, 4127 nucleotides long. The record is from the annotation of a GenBank genome assembly. Lineage: Eukaryota; Bacillariophyta; Bacillariophyceae; Bacillariales; Bacillariaceae.
GAACAGCACAAACAGCACAAACACACAGAGAUAGAUACCGUCCAGGAUGGCGUCCGGAGAAGAAGCGGCCUUUGAGAACUUUGACGUCGAUUUCGACAAGGUCCAGAGGAGGCGCGAGCAGUACCUGGCCCGGAAGGCGGCCGAGCGGGGAGAGCCCCUCCUGCACGACCCCGAUGGGAUCAACGACGCCAGGAAUCCGCAGCAGCAGCAGGAACAGUCCKCCGGUCGCUUCGCCGGGAUCGGGCGGCUGCUGGGCGGGAAAAUGRCGUCCAGCGCGAGCAGCGUCGGAACGGGGGGAAUCAGCGGCCACAACCGUUCGAUCUCCUCCGGGGCCUCGGUGUCCACGGGCAUCGGYGGCAACGCCCCCGAUCCGUCGAAGCAGGGCGCGCCCGCCGCUCCGGCACCGGUGGCUCCCCCGCCCCCCAAGAAGGAAGAACCGGAGGCCGGGCUCGUCGGAAUCUUUGGAGGCAAAAAGGUSAUCCGCUGGCCCUACGACGAUUACCACGAGGUCCAGAAGAAGUACUACACCAAGCUGGAGGAACUGGAGGAAGCCGAGAACAAGGAGGACGGCGAGGACGGCUCCGUCGAGAACAACCCAACGGUGGUCCGCCGCGGAUUCUUUGGAUUCGGAGGCCGCAUCGACGAAGCCGUCAGUGCCUCGCCGGCKAAGCAGAACCAGGCGUCCAACCUGCAGAGGCCCGACGAUCCACCCGACAUUCCUACGGCCGUCCAGGGCCUGCCCCUCAGCAAGUUCGAGCGCAAGGCAGAAGAGCGGGCCAUCGGGAUCGUAUCCACCUGGCUCUUUGACUGUGGACUCAUCGACGAGCUGCUGGUCCACGGAGGGAUGGGCAAGUCGACCAUGCGAACGGCCGCGAAACACUACACGGACGACGCCGCCGACAAUGCCUCGGCCUCGGCCGCCUCCAAAACGACGACCGCCAGCGAGCAGCAGGGAAUCGAGAUUGGUGCCUUUGGGCACAUCCUGGAGGGACCCUCWAAGAUGGACAAGGAGAUUGCCAAGCUACGGGGCGGAACCGCACGCCAGCUCACCAUGGUCAACGCCCGMUUGAACGACGGGGUGGCUGCCAGCGGGGGGGAGGUCCAGGAACUCGUAAAUGCCGUCAACUCCACCAAGGACGACCUGGGACGCCUCCGGGAACUCUCCACMUACAUCGGGGGGUACGUGGGAACCUCCACGAGCAUGCCAUCGAUCCCGAACGACGGAAACACGGUGGGCGGCGACGAGAUCACCAUGGCGUCCGACGCCUCGGCCGUCAAGAACAACAUGAUGGCCCGGUCCCAGACCUUUAUGCUCACCAAGUACCCCAAGCUCAAGAAGGCCAUCAACGCCCGCCGGAACCUGGCGAGGUGCUUUCGAGAGCUCGACUUUUACUCCCAGAUCCCGGUCACCUGCGACCGCCUGCGGGAAGACCUCCACAACGCCGAGUGGACCGACACGGAGUGGUCCAGCCUCCGGGAGGUAUCUAGGGAGCACGUCGAACUCGAGAUCUUUCUGGUGGAAGCCGAGGCGGGCAUGAAAAAGCGCAUCGAGGAGGAACUCAAGGAGUCCUCSGGCCGGCCCCUCGAAGACGACAGCUACCAYCCCCAGGGAAGGCGGGACUAUUUGCGACAGAGCAACCACAACGGAAUGGSCARCYCGAUGGGUGCGACCUCGUCGACGCUGGGCCGGAUCCAAAACUACGAGGAAGUCGACAACUUUUUGCACGAGCACGUCAAGAACGUUUGGGAGCUGGGAGACGAGAUCCGGAUGCGCAUCAUGUCCGGAAUCGGMGGGGCCUUUGAGCUGGCCACCCACAACGCCGCCGGCUUGGUGGCACUGGUGGAGGCCGUCGAGAUCUACGAGGCGGCCAACGAGGAGUACAACACCGUUCACGGGGAAGAAGCCGGCGCCGACGGGAACGCGGCUGCCAACACCGGAGACAACAAGAACCUGCGCUUCACCGACAUGCGGGCCUCGGCCCUCAAGCAAAUGUACCAGGAUUUCGAACUCCGGAGCCUCGAGGUCUUUCGGGAGGUCCACGAGGUGGCRCAGGCCCGCGGCGUCGAAGASGACGAGGAGGAGGCCACGGAAUACUUCAACGCCAUUCUGAGAGCGGCCAACGAACUCACGGCCGACAUUGCCUUUGUCCAGAACCAGAUGUCCCCCUGUUUCCCCCCCAACUGGGCGCUCGAGAUGCUCUGGAGCACCUGCGUCUCCCACGUGUGCUCCAAGCAGAUCCUGGAUCAGAUCGGCGGGACGGAGGGGCACAAGCUUCCGGAUCUGACCGUGACGCAGCUCCUGGACCUGGUGGCCUGGAUCGAAUCCUUCCGGUCGACCAUCGAGGAAACCUUUCCCAACAUUGGCGAGCAYAUUUCCAAGAAGACGUACUUCAACAAGCGACCCGAUCUGCUCCAGGAGGACAACCGGCAGAUCGACAUGGACGUCGCCAAGGAUUCCCUGGCCUGGGCCAACAACAUGCUGUGGGAGGUACACGACCUGUCGAAGGACGAGUUCUUGUUCCGCACCAAGGAACAAACACACGAGUGGCUCGACAAUGUUUACGAGUACGUCUCUCGCCCCCCCCMCCCCCCGGGUAUUGGGUUUGGUGUGGCUUUGUUUUGUUUGUUUCUGUCAUGUUUUGUUCGAAUCGCGAUUGUGAAGGCUCGGUGACAGCGCCCUUCCGGGAACCGUGGUGCACUCUCUAAGCCCUUUUCGCUCCAUUUUUUGUUUCUUUGUGUACAGCGCCGACCAUACCAAGAAUCAGACCUCGGAGGGACGCCUCACGACGUCUCUGUGCGAGGACGUUUACGCUCUGGCGGGUGUCCAGCUCCGCACCAUUCGAGAGCGUCUGACGCGCCGCUCGGAAGCCCUGGUGCAGGCCGUCGGCGUCAUCUUCAAGAACCUGUACGAAAAGCAGAUCGCUUGCCGAAACAACUUCCUGCUGGAUUUCGAAACGUGCUGUGCUGCCUCGAACGACUUUAUUMGGAUGAGCGAAAACUGCGAGGAAAUCCUGGCAGAAAUGGUGGCCGAGUGCAACCUGACCGACGAAGCCCAGAACCAGCUGGACGAGCAAUCCGGUGUAUUGCUGGGACUCUACAGCGGGGAUGCUGUCUUUGCGGCCCAAAAGGUCCAUAUCUACGUCUUUGAACCGAUUGAGGAAUCCAUUUCGGWGGAACUCUUUGGAGAAGAAUGGUUGAACGAACUCACCGCCAAUGAGCUGACCCUCACACUCGUGAAGACGCUGGAAGAUUUCAUGGGGGAUCUGGAACUGUUCCUAGACGAGCUCAUGGUCGGGAAGACUCUGGAUGCUCUGGUGACGGCCACGGUAAUAUUUUACUUGAAGUACCUGGUGAAGAAAGCCUCGGGCCACAAGAGCAACAAGGAUCCGCUCUGGUCGAACGUCCCGCGGUCGCUGGAACGCAUCCGUGGCGACAUUGAUACCAUGAAGGGCUACUUCGAGGAUCUACAGGACGUCUAUCCCGCACUGAAACGCGCCGUUCCGGAGCAAUUUGAAAUUUUGGAAACGGUGCACGAGCUCAUGACCAUUGCCAGUGGCGCGUCUCAAUCGUCCGACCGGGACUUUAUCAUUUUGCUACAGAAGCGAAUCCGAAACAUCCAGCUUACCAAACUUCUAGUUGGUGAUUUGUGGCACAUCAUGAAUCCCUCCGUCGAAAAAGACAUGUACGAAAUGAUGAACGUUAUGGAAACCGAGCUGAACGCGGUGGCCCCCGAUGAUGCCGAGGCCUUUGACGUGGCCCUGGCACGGCAGACGGUUCCCGGACUGCGCCUGGACGUGGAGCUUGCCCGGCUCUGCGACGAGAGCAGCCGAAACCGGCCGGGCUACAACCGAACGGCGGCCGARCAGGGGCAAAUCAUGCUCAACAAGUGGAGAAAAACCUGGCAGAACCUCGUCGAGGUGGAAGAAGCCUAGCAGGGCUCGAUUCACAAGAGAGCAGAUGUCUCGUCGACGGAAAGGCCGGUGGGUUGUCGCACCUCUCGCGGUGCGUGCGGUGCUUUCCCGACCGGAUGUGUCAUUGAGGCUGUCAUUCGGAAGGCCAAGCUGUAAUUUUAGAAAAAAAGAAAUUGUACUUGCAUCCAUUUGUUGUAAUAUAGGACAAACAAACAA